Didymodactylos carnosus is the source of this 1117-nucleotide messenger RNA. Lineage: Eukaryota; Metazoa; Rotifera; Eurotatoria; Philodinida; Philodinidae. The record is from the annotation of a GenBank genome assembly.
GAUCGUAAACUAGCUGUAUUUCAGUGUCUAUUAGCAGCUUCCUUUUUAAAUUCAUAUCAUAGGUAGAGAGGAGAAUAAGGACUACACUUUUGUAAAACGAAAACGUUUUCAUCUUUCUUGGAUCAGGGGUUAUUAGCAUUUUGUGGAAAAGAAGUGAAACGCUUAUAUCUCACGAACCAUCCAAUAAAAGAGGCCCAAGCUGUGUGGUUGAUCAGUAUUCGGUAACAGCUGCAACCGUACAAAAGUAGAAGUCUCUAGCUAUCGUAGUUCUUGAGUUAGUUACAUGGGGGUNACUGUAGUACUUAUAGAAGAAAUAAAUAAUGAAAAACAACUCAUUCGAAUAAGCUAAACGAAGAAUAAUGUAACAUAUGUAGCUACUUUUUGAUUGAUAUUCGAUUGAAUUCAUUUAAAAGAAUUUUAUUUCAAAUGCUGUCUCUUAAAUAAGGGCAAGUAUUUUCUUGAUCACCAAAUCAAUUAAAGAAAAUAUAUAUACUAGAAGAUAUAUCAAUUUCUUUCAUUCAUAUAAAAGGCUUCUAUAUUCAACUGUCCAUCGAUAUGAUUAGAUAAGCAAUUUUUUAAAAGGAAAAUGUACAUGUAUAAAAAUUUGUUAUUAACAAAUAUUUUAUUGCUGAUUAGUUUAACUCAAAUAGAUGGUGGCGAUAAUACCGAUGGUGAUGCUUGCAAUUUUAAUAUUAAAUUUUUAGAUUCAGCAAAUGACGGUGGGUUGGACAUUUCAGAAGUUUUAUUCAACGCAAUAUCAGCAUCUAAAUCGAAUCUAAUUGAGGUUGUACCAAAUGCUCGUACACGUUAUCAAUAUCAAGCCAGAGCAAUAAUUCCAAUUAAUAACCCUCCAACUAUCGAUUGUUGGGUACAGUGGAAUCUUUGGUAUAAUUAUUGGUAUCCAUCUAUGCUAAGCUGGGCAAAUUAUUAUUGUAGACCGUAUCGUUCAUGUUGGUGUUGUAAUGGUGGUGGCUUAUGUAUCGCAUUUUUUGUUAAUUUUAAUAAUCCAAGAUGUUACGUAAUAGCAACUCAAUAUACCCAAAACCUAGCUGUACGUGUAUUUGUUGGAAAAAUAGCAGAACCACCACAAGAAGUGAAUAAGAAUGGUACCAACUAA